AUGUCCCACCGCCUCGCAAAAGCCUCCCUCCACAACCGUCUUCUCCACGACAUCAACGAGCUCCACCAGCGUCCCUACCCCAACAUCGCCCUGCAAAUCCCCUCCGACACACUCACGCACGCAUGUCUAAUACUCACAUCCGAAGCCUACGGCGCCAUGCACAUGACGGUGACCUUCCCUCCAAAAUAUCCACUCUCCCCACCGCAAAUAAAGAUGAAUUCGCGGGUGCAUCACCCGAAUAUAUUCAACGAGUAUAUCUGCGCGUCGAUACUGAAUACGGAGGAGGGAUGGACGCCGGCGUAUACGUUGAAGAGUAUCGCGAUUCAGCUGCUGAGUUUCUUCAGUAGUGAGAGUGUGGAGCAGGUGGGGGGUGGGAAUUCGGUUAAGCUGAAGUUGUGGAGAGAGUCGCGGAAGUAUGUUGCGGAUGAGUAUACUUGUGAUAAGUGUGAUUUUGGAAGUCCAUUGCCUGAGUCUAUGGAUCUGGAUCGGCGCCCGGAUUUGGAGGCUGCGGGUUUUGACAAGCUAGAGGCGAAGGGAAAGGAACAUCAACAAUCAAAGGACCGGCUUCGAGAGUUGGUCCCUCGAACUCACCAAAGUAUUCUGAAGAAAAAAGAAGAUGUGGAUAUGUUAGACGAAAAAAAUGAGCUGCUCGGUACGGAAACACAGCCAGAAGAAAAGAGAAAAGUGAUGACUUGUCCGUUGAUCCAAGCGAACUUACCAGAUGAGGUUUUGAUUAUGUUACUUAGCCAAUUGGACCAUGAAAAUAUGAUAUCUUUGGGACGAGCCUGGCAACGAUUACGUCAAGUCAUGGCCGACUAUGAUGUGAUUCGAACUCGCGAACUCCAGUGUUUCUGUCUGAAAAAAGACUUCAUCUCUGCGAAACUCGGAGUAGGAGUGAGCUAUUCCAGAAGGGGGACAAGGAAAUCGAUAGCUUCAGAGUUCGAUCUUCUCUCGGAAGAGGCUUUCGUCAUGCAUAGAAUCCGACGCUCGGUUCAAGGCAUUCCAUUUGACGAGUGGCUACCACUGCCUAUUUCCUAUGGACAUUGGAGAAAGGUAAGGCAGGACGCAACGAUAAAGUUGCUAUACAUGGCAAAGGAUGCACGCCUCACGGGCUCAUUGGAGGAAGUCGUAUAUCACUUCAUGAACGGUGUAGUGGUCGACCUCAAUGAGAAAACAGCAAAGCGGGAUCACCAUACACCACAGAGCAGCUUAACCCAUGUGUCUGAGAAGGCCAUUGAGUCGUACUUCCACCUCUUCCAUCUCCUGCUGUGUCUGGCAGCAGAAACUCCAGAGACCACCCAAAAAGCCAACCAAACGAUCAAUGGUUUCAUGGCUGGCGCCAAUUCCAAGAACGAUUGUCCAAGUUUAGGAUAUUUCCUUAUCUCUGCAUUGAUCAGCGAUGUUGAGAUGACGCAGGAAGUCUUGACGGCCAUUGUCAAAGAGACAACCAUUCGUAACGUGGUAUGGGUGCUGGACAAGAAGGGCACCGGAAACUCUGAACUGAGCUACUUGGAGCCUUCUGCCGUCUCUAAAUAUCGAAUGAGGGAGACGUUCAAGGCAAGCAAGACGUCAUAUCGUAUUUUGAUGUUCUUGAACCUGUUCCGCAGAACUGCAGUCGGUAGUCCUCGCAAGCCUUUGAUCCAACUUCGCGACGAAGCAUUCGAUCGACAUGGCGCGCCGCCACGAGGAUCCGCAAAAGAUUUGGCAGACAGCAUCAAGAAGAUCCACGACAUUGACAGUUUUGACGGUUUCUUUGAAGAGAUGGGAAUGGCGCAGCCGAGCCCACAGGAGCUCACGAGCUUCCUCCGCCAGUGUAUCGAAGACAGUAUGGCAAAAGGCUACUCAUACAUGCCCAUCAGUCAAGGCCAGGCGCUUUUCCUUCGUCUGCAGUAUGAGACACGAGUUGAGAUCGUACCGGGGUUGAAACGAAGCCCAUGCUAUAAAUACGAUGUCUCUUUCUUCCCUAACGCGAGAUCAAGGUAUUCUGGGCACAAUGGAGGGAAUGGUCGAGGCCGUGGCCGUGGUCGUGGUUGA
This is a messenger RNA of Glarea lozoyensis ATCC 20868, 2034 nucleotides long. RefSeq names its product UBC-like protein. The coding region runs from base 1 to 2034 and encodes 677 amino acids. The transcript has a single exon. The record is from RefSeq and is a predicted model, not a curated record. Gene Ontology annotation, molecular function: protein binding. Gene Ontology annotation, cellular component: endoplasmic reticulum; cytosol. Lineage: Eukaryota; Fungi; Ascomycota; Leotiomycetes; Helotiales; Helotiaceae.